Molecule: messenger RNA, 459 nt
Organism: Bactrocera latifrons
Lineage: Eukaryota; Metazoa; Arthropoda; Insecta; Diptera; Tephritidae
Product: lysozyme B-like
Exons: 2
Coding region: 1-459 (152 amino acids)
Molecular function (GO): lysozyme activity
Source: RefSeq, a predicted model, not a curated record
AUGCAAUUGAAGUAUAGAAACAAUCUUAGUAUAAGAUGUGUGUCUGUUUAUUUAAAUCGACGUAACUGUUUGUGUACAUAUCCUAAUUUUCACCUCGUUCACCUCUUGGAUCGUUGCUCUUUGGCUCGUAAGAUGUCUCGCUUCGGUGUACCCAGGGAUCAGUUGGCUCGUUGGGCUUGUAUUGCCGAACACGAGAGCACUGAUGUCGUCGGCCCAACAAACUACAAUGGCUCCAACGAAUACGGUCUCUUCCAGAUCAAUGACUACUACCGGUGCCAGCCUGCUAGCGGACGCUUCUCCUACAAUCAGUGUCACAUCGACUGCAAUGGAUUAUUGACCAACAACAUCGAACCAAUAGUACGUUGUGCCCAAGAGGUGCUACGCAUGCAAGGUUGGUCUGCCUGGUCCACCUGCCAUUGCUGCGACGGCUAUGUGCCAAACAUUGAAGACAGCUUCUAA